This is a messenger RNA of Closterium sp. NIES-67, 2108 nucleotides long. The record is from the annotation of a GenBank genome assembly. Lineage: Eukaryota; Viridiplantae; Streptophyta; Zygnematophyceae; Desmidiales; Closteriaceae.
GAAAAUAUCGAGGGAGCUGUGUGUGGACAGCAAAGGGGAGCUGAAAUUCGUCAUUUCUCAAGGAGAAGAUGAAUGAGAGAGGAGGAGAUGCUAAUGGAAGAGGAGCUGUACCUGAGAAGACAAGCCAAGAGGGCAGAGGAGCAAGGGGAGGAAGAGGCAGAGGUCGUGGAGGCCGUGGUGGCCGUGUAGGUGAAGCGGCAAGCAUGAAAGGUGGAGACUACGACAAGGACUCGAGUGAAGAUCGAUACCCGGGCCAAUUCUUCUUUGUCUCCACGCAAGCGGCAGCUGCAGCAGGAGGUGUGGAUGGCUUUAAGGAGCCAGCUACUGUGGGAAAGGUCACCCUUCACUCUCUGGACUUUUGGGUGAUCGAUAGCGGCGCCACCUAUAGCAUGACACCUCGAAGCCGAAGGUGGAUAUGCUUCGGAUGUUCGGGGUGGCUUCUUUGGGACCCAUUUACCAGGAAGUUCUUGGUGAGCAGAGAUUGCAAGUUCAUGGAGAACUUGGCGUACAAGGAGUGGAAGGCGGAGAAUCAAGCGAAGAUUGGCGAUGAUGCGGAAGAUGAAAGCGAGGAGUGCGCCUUUGCCUUCUUCUCUCCGGUGGAGAUGCCGGGGGAGCCUACAAAUCCCAAUGAGGCUUGGGAGGGCCCCAAUGGGAAGGAGUGGAAGAAGGCCUCAGAUGAAGAAAUGGGGAGCAUCAUAGAGAAUGACACAUUUGACUUGGUGAACCUACCUCCGGGGCGGAAGGCGAUCUCUUCGAAGUGGCUCUUCAAGCGCAAGACCGACGCCGACGGCAACAUCGAGCGCUACAAGAGCAGACUUGUAGCCAAGUGGUAUCAGCAGCAAGAGAAGAAGGAGUACAAUGAAGUGUAUGCCCCUGUGGUGAAGGGUACAACCAGUCGAACCCUCUUCGCCGCGGCGGCCAUCAAAGGAUGGGUGGUGAAGCAAAUGGAUAUAGUAACGGCCUUCCUCAACGGCGUUUUGGAGGAAGAGACUUACAUGGAGCAGCCAGAGGGGUACAAUGAUGGGAGUGGCAGAGAGGUGAUGCUGAAGUUUCAAGACAAGUUCAAGUGCAAGACCCUAGGUGACGUCAACUACUUCCUUGGGCUUCACAUUGAGCGAGAUGUGGAGAAGCGGUGGAUGCGAGUGCAUCAAAAGAAGUACUUGGAGGCAUUGGCUGCAAACUUUGGGAAGAGUGAAGGUCAUGUGGCUACUCCUCUUCCCUCAGGGUUCAAGUGUGUGAAAGGACCAGCGGAGGAAAGUGUUGGUGAAGAGGAGAGGCGCCGUUUUCAUUCCUUGGUGGGCAGCCUCAUGUAUGCCGCCGUUCACACAAGGCCGGAUGCAGCCUUUGCUACCGGGCAGCUGGCUAGGGUUGUCCAAUGCCCUACUGAAGAGCAGGUAGCAGCUGGAGAGAGGGUGGCCAAGUACCUUGGCCAAACAGCAACUGUUGGACUGCAAUACUCCGCGGCGGCACAAAGGCGUCAAAAGGGUGCGGAUGGAGUCGAACCCGGGAGGCUCUUUCUCACCGCCUUCUCUGAUGCAUCUUGGGCAUCAAAACCAGAGGAUAUGACAAGUGUGAGAGGCUUCAUCUGCUCUGUUGGUGGAGGCCCAACAGCUUGGGAGAGCAAGAAACAAGUGGACCAAGCAUUGAGCUCGGUGGAGUCCGAGUACAUGGCACUCUUCCGUGCCAUAAGAGAGGUUGUGUGGCCGCGGCGUUUGCUAGCUGAAUUGGGGGAGGAGCAGCAAGGACCUACCCCACUCUACUGUGAUAGCCAGGGUGCUAUUGCAUUGGCAAAUAACCCCGUUCUUCAUGGCCUUACCAAGCACAUGAAGGUGAAAUGGCAUUGGGUGAGGAGCAUGGUAACCGCGGGUGAAGUGGAGUUGCACUACGUGAAGACGACGGCGCAGCCUGCUGAUAUGAUGACUAAGUGGCUGGUUGAGCAGCAGCAUUGGAAGUGUUGCAAGCUUGCUGGGAUGGCUCUGAACUAAGAGGAGCAGAUUCUAAGGCCAACAAUCCGAGGGGGAGUUUGUUGGUGCAACCCUAUGGCUUGCACUCGGCUUGUCGUCCUUGUUUGUGUGUGUGCAUGCAUGGAAUGAAUUGUGAGUCUAUGU